This is a messenger RNA of Poecilia latipinna (sailfin molly), 12478 nucleotides long. RefSeq names its product voltage-dependent L-type calcium channel subunit alpha-1C-like. NCBI's taxonomy places the organism in Eukaryota, Metazoa, Chordata, Actinopteri, Cyprinodontiformes, Poeciliidae. Gene Ontology annotation, biological process: calcium ion import across plasma membrane. Gene Ontology annotation, molecular function: high voltage-gated calcium channel activity. Gene Ontology annotation, cellular component: membrane; voltage-gated calcium channel complex. The coding region runs from base 63 to 3968 and encodes 1301 amino acids. The transcript has 30 exons. The record is from RefSeq and is a predicted model, not a curated record.
AGAUCCUGGGCUAUGCAGAUCACGUCUUCACUGGACUCUUCACCAUUGAGAUCAUUCUUAAGAUGACAGCCUAUGGAGCCUUCCUCCAUAAAGGUUCAUUCUGUAGAAAUUAUUUCAACAUUCUGGACUUAGUAGUGGUCAGCGUUUCUCUCAUCUCUUCUGGAAUACAGUCCAGUGCAAUUAAUGUUGUAAAGAUCCUGAGAGUCCUGCGAGUGCUGAGACCGCUGAGAGCCAUCAACAGAGCCAAAGGACUAAAGCAUGUCGUGCAGUGCGUUUUUGUGGCCAUCAGAACCAUCGGCAACAUCGUCAUCGUCACUACAUUGCUCCAGUUUAUGUUUGCCUGUAUUGGAGUGCAACUAUUCAAGGGCAAGUUCUUCUACUGUAGUGACAGCUCCAAACAGACUCAGGCAGAGUGCAGAGGUUCCUACAUCAUGUAUAAGGAUGGGGACGUGAGGAAACCAGAAAAAGCCCUGAGAAUCUGGGAAAACAGCGACUUCAACUUUGACGAUGUCCUGCAGGGAAUGAUGGCUUUGUUUGCCGUGUCUACAUUUGAGGGCUGGCCCGGGUUGCUGUACCGAGCCAUAGACUCUCACGCUGAAGAUGUCGGACCAAUCUACAACUACCGCGUGGUCAUUUCUAUCUUCUUCAUCAUCUACAUCAUUAUCAUCGCCUUUUUCAUGAUGAACAUCUUCGUCGGUUUCGUCAUCGUCACAUUUCAGGAGCAAGGAGAGCAGGAGUAUAAGAACUGUGAGCUGGACAAGAACCAGCGUCAGUGUGUGGAAUACGCCCUGAAGGCUCGACCUCUGCGUCGUUACAUCCCCAAGAACCCUUACCAGUACAAGGUGUGGUAUGUGGUCAACUCUACCUACUUCGAGUACCUGAUGUUCACUCUCAUCCUCCUCAACACCAUCUGUCUGGCCAUGCAGCACCAUGGACAGACCAAAAAUUUCAAUGAUGCAAUGAACAUCCUCAACAUGCUCUUCACAGGACUGUUCACAGUAGAGAUGAUCCUAAAAUUAAUCGCCUUCAAGCCCAGGCAUUAUUUUGUUGAUGCAUGGAACACAUUUGAUGCCUUGAUAGUUGUGGGUAGCAUUGUUGACAUAGCGAUCACUGAGGUUAACCCAGCUGACUCGUCCUCGUCCUCCUCCUCCUCUUCGUCCUCCUCUUCCUCUUCUUCCUCCUCUCACCCCCAUGUGGUAAGGCCAAUGGGACUUCAGAAUUCUGAAGAGAACGCCAGGAUCUCCAUCACCUUCUUCCGGCUGUUCCGCGUGAUGAGGCUGGUGAAGCUGCUAUCUCGCGGGGAAGGGAUUCGGACCCUGCUGUGGACCUUCAUCAAAUCUUUCCAAGCUCUGCCUUAUGUAGCUCUGCUAAUAGUGAUGCUCUUCUUCAUAUACGCCGUCAUUGGCAUGCAGAUGUUUGGUAAGAUAGCGCUGCGGGACCACACGCAAAUCAACAGGAACAACAAUUUCCAGACGUUCCCUCAGGCAGUGCUGCUGCUCUUCAGAUGUGCAACUGGUGAGGCGUGGCAAGAGAUCAUGCUGGCGUGUUCGCCCAAUCACCCAUGCGAGAAAGGGUCAACCAAUGAAAACAGCACAACCCAUGACGAUUGUGGCAGCCAGUUUGCCAUCAUUUACUUUGUCAGCUUCUACAUGCUGUGUGCCUUUCUGAUCAUCAACCUUUUUGUGGCUGUAAUAAUGGACAACUUUGACUAUCUGACACGUGACUGGUCAAUUUUGGGGCCUCAUCAUCUUGAUGAGUUUAAGAGAAUCUGGGCCGAAUACGACCCAGAGGCCAAGGGGAGGAUAAAACACCUUGACGUGGUCACCUUGCUCCGGAGAAUUCAGCCUCCCCUCGGUUUUGGAAAGCUCUGUCCACACCGCGUGGCGUGCAAGCGCCUGGUGUCGAUGAACAUGCCUCUGAACAGUGAUGGAACGGUUAUGUUCAAUGCCACACUGUUUGCUUUGGUCAGAACUGCACUCAGGAUCAAGACAGAAGGUAAUCUGGAGCAGGCUAACGAGGAGCUAAGAGCAAUUGUGAAAAAGAUCUGGAAGAGAACUAGCAUGAAGCUGUUGGAUCAAGUAGUGCCCCCUGCUGGCGAUGAUGAAGUAACAGUUGGAAAGUUCUACGCCACCUUCCUCAUCCAAGAAUAUUUCCGCAAGUUUAAGAAGAGAAAAGAACAAGGCCUGGUGGCCAAGGUGCCUCCCAAAACUGCCCUUUCUCUGCAGGCGGGCCUGCGGACGCUUCAUGACAUCGGUCCAGAGAUCAGAAGGGCCAUCUCUGGAGACUUGAACGUGGAGGAGGAGAUAGAUAAAGGCAUGAAGGAAUCUGUGUCAGCUGCAUCUGAGGACGAUAUCUUCAGGGUAAAGCGAACGGGUGGUUUGUUCGGCAACCACGUCAACUACUACAACCAGACAGACGGCCGUGGGUCCUUUCCACAGUCCUUCACCACUCAACGUCCCUUGCACAUAAGUCAGAAAGGGUCUCCAUGCGAAGGGGAAAGCCCGUCACACGAGAAGCUGAUGGACUCGACCACGUUCACCCCUUCAUCGUACUCCUCAUCAGGUUCAAACGCCAACAUCAACAACGCCAACAACACUGGAAUGACCGGAGUGACGACCCAGGGCGUCAGUCGCUUCCCAAGCCCGUCCAUAAGCACGGUGGAUGGGCACACAGGCCAGCCCCUCACACCCAUCCUACUACCUAGAUCAGCGUGGUGUUUCCCUCCAAAAAGGAUGUUUUAUGACACCCUCAUGCGCUCGGACUCGAGUGACAGUCGUCUGCCAAUCAUCCAGAGAGGGGAGGGGUCAACAGAGGAGACGUACGAUGAGAGUUAUGGUGACGACAGGGAGUACCAGGACGAUGAGCACUCACUUUCUUCUGACAUGUUGGUGUAUCAUGACGAAACAUGUAAACAGCUCACUCCUAUGGAGGAAGCAGAAGAAGUAGAGGAGCAAAAAGGAGGAGGAGGGUGGCAGUCUCCACGAAGAGUCUUCCUCUGUCCAACUACCCUGGCACGGAGAUCUUCCUUCCACCUGGAGUGUCUCCGGAGGCAGACAAGGCCAGAUGUCUCGCAGAAGACUGCUGUACCUUUACAUCUUGUACAUCACCAGGCUCUUGCAGUGGCAGGUUUGAGUCCCCUUUUGAGAAGGAGUCACUCACCUACCCUCUUCAGCCGACUUUGUUCCACGCCUGCAGCAAACCCCACAGACCAAUGCAGUGAUGCCUCCCAGCAGCGAGUUCCUUCUCUAAGACUAGAGGGCUCCAACUCUCAUGAAAAGCUCAAUACCAGUCUGCCUUCUGUAAAUUGUGGGCCCUGGUACAACGACAGUAAUGGGAAUAGCCCAGUGGACAGUCCUAGCCCUACGCCGGUGCCCAGUCAAAGGCCACCGCGGCCGGUGUCACUCACUGUACCAUCGCUUUCGGGGAAGGACCCCAGCUCGCUGUCUCAUGGCAGUGCAGGCAGUCUAGUGGAAGCGGUUCUUAUAUCAGAAGGUUUGGGUCAUUUUGCCCAGGACCCUUCAUUCAUUGAGGCAACCAAAGCAGAGUUAGCUGAUGCCUGCGACAUGACCAUUGAGGAGAUGGAGCACGCAGCCAGCAACAUUCUCAAUGGCAACACUGCCACAAACCCCACAUCAAGCACCUCUUCCACCUCUCAGCACAGCCCUAAUGGCAGCCUCCCCUGCCACAAUGCAGCAGCAGCUGCAACGCACAGGGACCGAAUCACCGGCCUGAGUCCAGGCGACGCGGAGGCAGAGGCCGGAGGGGGCAGGGGCUACAUCCACGGUCCAUCCUCUAUAGAGGAGCGACAGGAACUGCUAUCUAGAGUGGGAGGGCGAGAAGAGGAGGAGGAAGAGGCAAAUGUGAGGGAAGAGAGGCCCCACAGAAGUUCAGCUGUGGUGGCAGGAGCACGGCAGAAGAACAGCAGGCUUUUGGAGGAUGAGGAUUUGGAGUGCGUGACGAGCUUGUAGGUGCCGCCUUGGCAGCUUUGAUCAGCAAACUGGCCCGUCAGAGGCUGAGGUUUGUCAGUGCUGGCGAACAGUGCGGCGGCUGGUUGGCUCACUCUGUCACUCUGGACAAUGGCGGCCAGCGAUGCACCUUUAACACAACAAGACUUUGUCGGGUUUAAUUGAGUUAGUAUGUGUGUCUGCAGUAAAGUAUAUCAGACUAUAUACUAUCUGAGUGUGUGCUUCUGUGUGUCUGUGUGUGUGUUUUUCUCUAUUUGUACUCGUAUGUGUGUGUUCACCACACGUGUCAGAGUGUGGCUCUAAAGUGCCUCACAGUUUUAUCAUGUCCUCAACCUGGGAUGAGCAGGAAAAUGGAGAUAAGCAAAAAAAAAAGACAAAGGACAGACUGAAUGGAAGAAAGAUCAAACAAAGAAGCAGGAAGUCCUUUUAUGGACAGUACCGUUAAUGUUUUCAUUUCUUAUGCCUAAUUUGGUAGUGUGUUAUUGUUGUCUGACUGGCCGCCAUGACGCCAGGUAGAGGACACGAGACCAGCUCAUGGAGGGUCUCUUGAAGAUUACCAUCUGACCACAGCCCCUCCUGUGGUCAAAGGUCAACUCGUUCUUCGUUCAACGAUGAAUAAGCGCUGUAUUGUGUAAAACGGGGACAAGAAUGCCCCGUUUAAAUCCCGUUUCCUCCUCUUCCAAAGCUACGGGAACCUGGAGCACAGUCCUGCCAGCCCGAGAGUGGAUUUAGGGGGACACGCUGCCCCCCAGCCAGGUGUGGGAGGGAGGAUUGGAGGAAUGAUUUAGCAGCCACAACAGGGCUGUAACAGGAAGGGGGGAAACUUCCUGGCCAACAGGGAGAUGGCUGGCUCUUUUUUUCUCUCAGCUGGUUUUCUCAGCUGGACUCCAGCAUGAGACCAACUCACCUCGACAUAGCUCCACCACAUCCACCCUUUCCUUGUUUGGCUCCACCAAACAGGAAACUAGAGGAGCAACUGGUGGCUAAGCAGAGACAGAAAGUACCCUUCAGCCCCCUUCUCUGCCUCAUACCUCACUGUUCCUCACUCCUUUCUCUAUCCUAUCCUUCCUCCCUCUCCUUUGCUAUCUUACAACCACUCACCCCUUAUAGCUGGAUUUUUGUGCUUUUUUCAGCACUUGAGGAGGCGAAUGUUUGUCAUGCAGGGCUACCCAGAUGGUAAAGUGGAGGGAAGAAUGGGAGUGACCAAUUGAAAGGAAGAAAUAAAAAGAACACUCUGGUCAAGGGGGUGGGGGUGUUCCGCAGCAGAAAUGCCGUCAAUCAACCUCACUUCCUUCUCUGGGGCACCUCCUCUUCCUGUCAGCUUGGAAUCCUGUCGGAUUUGCUGCCACACACUCUUUCUACAGACCGUGCCCACUAUGUAUUUAACAGUUCAAUAUUGUGCAAAACUGGCUAGCCAUGACAAUAUUUUGUUUUAUAUUCAUGACGUUAUUGUUUUAAUUUAUCUUUGAUUUGUUUGCACAAUCGGGGUGCUGGUCUUAUAAAUGUAUUUUUGCUCGGUUUAUUUUUAGGAAAAAAAUUUUUAGAGGUUUUAAGUAUCGAAGCAGGGCGUAGUGUGUGCGGGUGAGUGUACCUAUAAAUGUCUGUGCAUAUGCGAGUCUGCAUUUUAGUACAACUUAUGAGUGUGUGAGAUGGAGUGUGUGUGUGUGCGCGUGUGUGUGGGAGGGUCUUUCUCUCUAUCUGUAUGCACCUUUUACAGAUUCUAUUUAUUUAUUUAUUUUUUCCAGAAGAGAAAAUCUGUGGGAAUGUGUGCGUGUUUUCUUGUGUACUAUAAAAAGCUGAUUUUAAGCCUAUACAGUAAAUUAAGGUAGCAUUACAAGUAUGUUAUGUGUGUGAGAGGGUGUGUCUUUGUAGUAAUGGGCCUCCUUAACACAGGGUUAACGUGGACAGGCAUACUUCCAAAGCUUUGUGGUUACGUUAGCACGGUUUUUACUUUUCUUAGCCAAGAGGCCGAGAGAAAAGUGUCAUUUUUGAACUCUAGUCAUUGCAUAGCUUUUCUUUACUCCCCCAUUUGGAUAUAGGCUGGGGUGAGGUCUGUGGUCAGAUAAAACUGCUGAUCAGGAAGUGUAUAGUAUUUGGCCAGAGGUCACGGAGCCUUUCACAUAGGGAUGUCUUAAUCCGAAGUAUUUGCCUCCAGUAAACAAUUCAAACAAUACAAGAGUAUUGGCAUUUUGUCAAUACAGAAUGAAAGUUCAAAAGUUCAUCAAGAUUGAUGCCAUGUAUGUGCCUGAAAACCAAUAUAAAUAUUUUCAAAUUGGCACUUUAUUAUAAUCGUCAUGAAUAAAUCAUUAAUUAACUAUGAUAAAUCGCCUUUUUAAGUGCUAUUUUCCCAGCACAAUUACAUUUAAAAAACCCUUAAAUGGAACCUGUCCAAUGACACAAAGUAGGUUAUAAAACAUGUCCAGGUCUAAAAAAAAAAAAAAAAUUUUCAAGAACGGAAGAGAAACAAAGUCGGUGACAUCUCAAUACAGCCUAAAGAGGGUUACGGUAAUUUCCCGACUCCAGCAAACCACCGGGGGCCACAUAAUCCACUAACACAGAAAACACACAACAGUGAUAAAUUUUCCCAGGAGUGGCAAAAGAAAUUAUCAUUUGAAAACUGCAUUUUGUAUUCACUCAGGUAAUCUUUUUUACUGAUAUUAAAAAGUCUUUGGUUAUCUGAAAUAUUUAGGUUUGGCAAAUAGCCAAAAGCAGAAUAAAUCUCAAAGAAAACAAAUACUUGUCAAAACCCUUUCUUGUAUCGUUUUGAAAACGGGAGAAAUCCAUUAUCGAUUAUUAAUUCACCUAUGAUUCAGUAUUUUAGGGGACGUGUGGCAACUUUAUACACUUUACCAAUAACACUCUGGACAUAACGUUAGAUUUUUUUCUCACUAAAGGAGUUUCUGCAGGACCAUGCUAUGUUUAACAUAUAUCUGACUUGGCACAUGUAGAUAGCCUUCAAUAAGCUCACAUGUUGCUAACGCUUACGUUUUCAUGCAGAGUAGUUUGCUGUAGUGCUAAGCAAAUGCCAGCAGGUUUACUCUGUUUUGUUAAAAGUUGUUUAUAAAGUGGCUUGUUGGAUAUUCCAGUGUGGUUCCAGCUCAUCAUCUUUGAACAUAACUUGCACGAGAAGUUGUUCCUUGGCUUAGGGCACCUAAAAUCUGCCACUAUUUGUGGUCUCAGGAGUUGAGUUCAGUGUUCAGACUCGGGACAUCCCUAAUUACUACAGUUGCAUUUCUCCUUAUUCAUAAGGACAGAAAAGUUUAAAUUUAUACUGCCACAGUGACACAUCCAUGAAUACCUAGGGCUGUUGUCCAGUUGCUGCAAGACUUAAUAAAACCUCUUUGAGACUCCGAUCACAAAAAUAUUUUAUUCCCAACACACAAUCGAGAAACAUGGAUUUUCAGAGUGAUUUCAUUCACUGGUUACAUUGGUUGCUGGAUAAAUUGUAAUACAAGCUAGAGCCAUUUAUCAUGUAUGAUUAUGCAUCAGGAAAAAUAAUUAGGUCGCCUUGAAGGGAGUAUGGCUUUAAAAAAAUUUUUUGUCUCCAACUAAAUAGCAGGUUAAUUUUUUUAUAUAAUAAAUUCACAUGUAUUACUUAAUUAUAAAGUGGAUCUACUCGAGACAAGGUCAUAGCAUGUUUGGAUCUGAGAUGCAGCUUUUUGAGGAACUUUUGAGGAUUUUUUUAAACAAACAAUUUAGAUAAGAAUCUAAAUAAAGCAAAGAAAACUCAGUAAAAUUGCUAAAACUUAACUCAGAUGUAAAUACAUCAAAAUAUUUGAUUGAAACAGCUAAAGCUGAACCAAAGUCGUAUAUAUUUUUAAGCCAUUACUGACAAGAGUAAUUUUAACUAAACUCCAACAUGUUGGAAAAGCUUUUGUCAUCCGACGUCCCAUUUUUAUAAAUAAAAGUGAAAUAAAUUACAGCUCACACAAAAACACCAACAUACAUCAACAUAUGCCCAAAAGAUUUUUUUUUCCUUGGAUUUCCCAUCACUGUCGUGCUCUACAUGUGAAACAGAGCAGGUUUGUGGCAGCGGAGAGUAUGCAUAAACACACUGCCAUACACUGCAUCCUGUGCCAGUAACAGACUUCUGUCAUUAUUAUGCAAUCUAAAUGUGAAUGUUGAGUGGGUUUAUAGCUGCAGUGCUGUUACCGUCUUGUGUUUCUGACAAUAUCCUGAAGUUUGGGUCCUCACCUUCCCAAACUUCCACAGGAGCCUGUGGCUUCCUUAAGACCACCUUGGCAUUUCUUACAGUUUAUCUGAACUUGUCUGGAAACCCAAACUGAAAGUUCAUUUCUUGGCCAUUUGCUCAUUUACGUUUUAAGCUGUUUCAACUGAAUGUCUAAGGUGGAGAGAUAUGGUCUGCUUGAAUCCUGAGCAGCAUUUAAAUUCAGAUAAUAAGCACUGUCUAUCAUUGUGUCUUGGUUUCUGUUUUUUUUUUUUUUUUCAUUUUAAUAGUUUGGAAGAUGCUACUCUUAAAUAUUUAUACUCAUCUACUGACAGAUAUGGGGACUGUCUCAAUGACAGAUGUUAUAUAUAUACUGUAAUUUAUUUAUGGUGAAAAAUGUUCACUUCUUUUAUCCUGACAUAUGCACAAAGCAGUCUGCGCAUAUCAGAAGUGCCCCAACCAGGCUUGCUUUGUGUUUUUCUUUUGCCGGUGUGAGAGAUUCAGAGCCUUGUGGCGUCCCCCUGUGAAGUCAAGCAGCAUUGCCGUUAGCAUGACCGUUGAGGUGUUGUGUUGCAGUGUAAUGAUAUAAGCAGGUGGGAACCUGCAAUCCACAAGAUAUGCAAAAACAAUGCAAUAACUAUGACUGUGUACAAAGUUCCUGAAGUAAACAUGUGUGAAAGUCUACAAAAAAAGGAAAAUCUGCUUCAAGAUGUGUCAUUUUCUCAUUAACUCAGUGGUUUCCACAAAACAAAAAACCUAAAAUACUUGAAAUCAGGUACAUUACAGUGCAGUAUACUUAAGUUGUAUUUAUGUCUUUUGUCGCACUAGAGUUUUGGUUGAAUCUGACCUGCAAACAGUGUUUUUUCUUGCUGCUGAAUAACAAUCUAGUUACAGCCGAGUCACAGUGGAAAAAAAAAAUAUUCUUUGUUUUUCGAUAAGCAGGAAAACGCAGCUCGCUUCAUGUUCCUGUCUCGACCCCUUUGUGGAUUUGUUUUGCUUUUUAGGUGCAUUUCUGAACGAGUUAUACUAUUUUCCUCAGAUUCAUCGGCAUCAAAUGAAGUCUGCAUGUUUAGUUGUUUCAUACUCAUUACGUAUCAUAUCACCUUGACAAACAGUAGCGUUUUCUACCUAUAGUGCACAUUACAACAUUGGACUUGUGGCAGAGAGAUAUCUGGAAGAUGAUUUUGCAUAUCUUGUGUUUUAUGGGCUUGUUUUGUACUUUCUGAUACCCUGAGCUACCGAAAGAUGUGAAAACAUUAGUACGCAGAAUACAUUAUUAGCUCCCAGGCCUAAACAGGCGUUUCUAACACGAGUUUUAUUUUGCUUGUCAUUACUAAUUUGCUCUGCAGACCUAUAGAAGAUGAGCCAGUGGCAACUAUUUCUGUUAAAAAGGACCAAAAAGUUCAUAUUUUCUUCAUAAAAGUAUGUUUUACCAGUCCAACGGUAAUUAUGUGAAGUGGUGAAUAUGACAAAUCUGCACGAUUACUACACAUAUUAAUCAAAAGCAUUGUAAUUUGUUUCUGGUUUUUGUGCUAGUUCCAUCCACCAAAUGGAAACUGUGGAUCCGUUACAUCACUAAACCCGUUCCUACUCCUGCGUUUCACGAAUCCCUGCUGUCUUUAUGUACGUUUGGAGUAACAGUGGGUCAGACUGAUUCACUCACUCCAUGCUUUGAUGAAAAUUACUCCCUCUGCAGGUCAAAGUGAAAUAAUAUACUGAAGUGAAAGCAAAGAUUGAUAAAUGCUUGAUUUUCUCCCUACCCCACUUUUGGCAGAAUGAUGACAAUCUGGCGACUGAUGACAAUGGGAAGGCUAUUUUGGAAAGUAUUUGAGGGAAUGAUAUUGGGAACUUUUUGGGUGGCUUAAGUUCUUACAUGGUGGAUUAUAUAUUAAAAUAACGUUCACAUGCAUGAGGCUCUCUCUCUUUAGAGGUAUAAAGUAUUGGUCCUAUAUAGCGGAUUAUACCUUUUUUCUCACCACUAGCUAAAGAUUGUAUAUUUUUAUAUACUAUAUAUAGCAAAAAUGUAUACAAAUAUAAAUAUUUAAUCACAAGAAUGUCAAGAUAAGGAGCGGGAAGGGGACCUAUAUGAGAAUGUAUUUGGACUGGAUGUCUUAUUUGGGCCUAAUGAUAGGUGGCACUCCCAAUGCGUUGACUGUGUUUUUAGCCAAAAGUAAAACCUGAAAUAAUAUGGUUUUCUGAAGAAAAACAUAACAUCGUUCCUUGUUGCACAUGAUAAGCUUGCAAAGAGAAACAAAACUGUUCGCAACAUUUCUGGAAAUUUUGAAAACAUUGCUGAUUGGAAGGUUUUCAUAGGAAUUGAUGCUAAUAAACAGGAAAUUAGGGACACAAGUAAAAAUAUUUUUCCUGGUAGACAUACUUAAACAAUAAUAUCCUGCCUUAGAUUUAUACAAAAAUACAAUCAAAAUUUUAAGUAGUACAAGGAAUCAAAUGUAUGGCUUUAAUCUUCUAGUGCUCUGGAGUCAAACAUGUGACCUUAAUUCAGUUCAAUCAUCCAUAAUGGUCCAGGGUUUUUCCCAACCUAAUUUUCUUGUUAAAAGGCAAACAUUGUAGUUUAAACUUUACGUUCACUCCUACAAAUUCAUGUUAAUUUCCAUGGAGAGUUUCCAACUUUGAAAAUUCCUGAAAUUUUGCAACUACAGUACUUUUGUGCAACUUGUAUACAAAGUAAUCUGAGGAUGUUGGUAACCAUUUGAAUCAUUCUGCUGCAUUUCGGAUUUUCCAGUCCCACAAGUACAGCAAAAUGUUGGGUUGGAAAAAGACUAAGUAAAAACAGUGGAGGUCUGAUCACCAUUAAUGUUUCAACUUCAGUAAAAAAAAAAAAAGAAAAAGAAAAAGUAGGAUGUUAAACAGAUGUUAAACAUCACGGCAUUUCUGCAAGACACAUGACAAAUGUUGGUCUAUUUUAAUCCGCAGACAGACCUGAAAUCUAACAUGCUUUUGCUUGCGUUUGUCUUCGACACGUCAACCUACCAGCAGCCUGUCAACACAGGUCAAGGUCUGCUCAUAAACCCCAACUGUAGCACUGAGAGACGCGUCUCUCUGGAAGUAGUCCUACAUCAGCAAAACACGCAUUAUCCUAGCAACAAACCAAAAAAGAAAAAGAAAAAAAAUCAACCUCUAAAGGACUAGAUUUCCAUAUAUUGUGAAUAAUCAUAAUUGUGUAGCUUCUAUGCUUAUCUUCCAGGAUGAAUUUGGAGGACUUGAACUACAUCUGUAUAGAUUUUUAUCUGCAUUUUCUGCAGGCUAGAACGCAACAUACAUGUAGGUUCGCGUCUGGCUAGUUGAUUUCAGCUUCACGCCGAUACGAUGCUCCUGCUGCUUUUUACACUGCAGGUUCCAGAUGUAGAAUCAGAACAAAUUGUGUUAUGUUAAAGGUUUUAAAAGAACAUUUCAUGUUUUUAAAGAACAUGUUGGGUUGAUCCUAAGAAUGAAGUUUGAGCAGAUUUUCUUUUUGGCUAAGGUGAUCUGAAUGUAGUUAUGUUUCUGUGACAGAAAAGAUGCGAUGAGGGUUUGAAUGAUGACAGAGGGAAGCUGCUGCAAAUUAUUUUAAACCACAUACAAUAUUAAAGUAUUAUGAGUUUUCCAUUUUUGCAAGCAUGAGGCUGGGAGAGAAUUUUCCUCACGUUUCCUUAAUGUGGAUCUACCAUUGUUGCAACUGAAGUGCUUUAUAUUUUUCUUGUAAAUCACAGUCUUUGUUGUUCAUGGAAAAAUCAUGACAAAAUAUUUUAAGAUUGCUAUUUUGAAUAGAGAUUAUUAUCUUUUCUAGGUGAAGUUAGCAUAGUCUGUUGAUGGAAAAAAAUCUAAUUAAAAACACUGAUUCUUCUGUUUUUGGAGGCCAUAAAGAAACAUCUCUGUGUUUGCUAUACAGAUAUUAUUUUGAUUAUAUUGAUAAAGCAGACAGAAAGAGGGCAGAAAGUAAAAGAUGGGAUAUAUUAAUAUAUUUAAGUGAUUUCAAUGAAACUGAUGUAUUUUAGAUAUUAAAAUUAUAGAAGGAUAUCAAAAUUACAAAAUGUAAACUGACAGCUUGAUGCAGUAUGUUGCAUUCUGUUGUAUGAUUUUGAUGUUUAAAUAAUAAUAAUAAAACAAAAAAGAAAAAAAAAACAUCAGAUUUUCAGUUCCCAUGUUGUGAGAGUUUUGGAAUUGUGCAGAUGCUGGCUUUUUUCUAUUUUUGACCUAGAGGGCAGCAGUGUUCCUGGUUUUAUCAUCAACAAGAUGCUUCCAUUAAAUUGACACGAGUUUACUUUUUGCAAAGAUUUCUUAUCGUUGUUGCUUGUGCAAAAAAAAAAAAAAAAAAAAAAAAAGGAAUCUUAAUUAUGUGUUUAUU